UUCUCUCUUUUGUCUAGGUACUGUGAUUUGGACAUGAAUGGGGAGGUGAGUACUCCUGAGAAGAUCUUUCACUCCAAAAGUGCCAAUAUGGUGUCAGACCUGUCCCCAGAAGCCCAGCCUUACACCCGGUUGUCUCGCACUCUGAGAAGUUCUACCAGAACAUCAGCUACGUUCGGGAAGCGCUCCAACUCCAUGCGCAGAAAUCCAAAAGCAGAAAUCACCAAGCAGGGAUGGCUGUACAAGCAGGCCAGCAGUGGAGUGAAACAGUGGAACAAGAGGUGGUUCGUCCUCACUGACAGAUGUCUCUUCUACUACAAAGAUGAGAAGGAGGACACGGUGCUAGGAAGUUUGCCAUUGAUUAGUUUCCAGAUCGAAGGACUGGAGCCUUCGGAUAACAUCACCCGCAAGUUUGCCUUUAAGGUGAGGUUGGAGAAGGAGGAGUGUGAGGAUGGGGAAUUGAAGGGUCCUGUUGUGUUUUGCAUGCAGGCGCAACACGCUGGGACCAGGACAUACUACUUUAGCACAGACAGCCAUGGGGAACAGGAAGAGUGGAUUAGAGCCAUGAACGAGGCUGCAGAGGUCGACAUUCAGCAAACACAGAGAAUGAACACCAUAGCGGAUAUCAACCACACCAUGGUGACCAAGGCACCUAACCGACAAACACAGCACCCCCCUUACACACAAACACACAAUGACACUCACAGUGAAAUUAACCCUAAAAUCAAUGGGGUCAACAGCCUUGAGACGCCCACCGCCUCCAGCCCUUGCUCUGAUCAAGCGGGAAAAAAUACUGAUGGAAGACGAGGAGAAAGUGGAGGAGAAGGUGAAGAUGGGGGAGAACCUGCUCCUGACCACGCCUCUCACCUAAGUCACCAUCCAAAAGGUUGGGGCAACUAUGGCCCUCGCAACACCAUGCCCAACAACAGCAAUAGAAAACCCCCUUCAUCAAGGAAUCACAGUCGACAUUGUGCCCCCCAGGAACACCCAGAGGGGGGUGUUGGCCCAUCAAAUGACAGCAGGGAGCAGCAGGAUAAUGUGAUGCUGAGGAGGGGCUUUGUGCCCAGGACGGCUCCAGAGAGGGUGGCCCAGAGGAAGAGCUCCAUGGCCCAGUUGCAAAAGUGGGUCAACCAGCGGCGGGGCAUGGCCUCCCAGGAGGACAUCAACAGCCCAUCUUGUUACUACCCAGUGAACAGCGGGGUCUCUGGUGACUACUAUGGCUACCCAGGUGGCCCCCCAUAUUUGGAGGAGUACCCCCUGCGACCUGACAGUAUCUGCUCAGUCUCUGCUGUCGGGGGAUACGACCGACGAUGGACAGUCGAAGAGAAGCGUCACUCACUGAGAGACCGACCCCAUCAGCUGUAUGGACCAAUGCCCAGGGAUCUAUGGGGGCCAACUUGCUAUGGCGGAAUGGAAACAUCCAUGAGACGUCUGUCCAUCCAGCCACGCUCCAGGUCUGUGCCCAGGUCACCAUCGUCAUCAUCAGGGGGACCCUACUCACCGGUGCCACCCAACUUUGCCUCGCCGGCUCGAUCUCCAUCUGCCCGCUUUGACCGGUUUCCAGGGAGAAUGAGGGACGACCUGAUCUAUGCUGAUCCAUCCGUCUACAGCCUGAGGAGGUCCCUCAGCUCACCGAAGUAUGACUACCCUGGUGAUAGGAGGUCCUUAAGCCAAGGAUUAUACCACUACAACUACCCUGUAUCCCCUUCCAUCCGCAAUAAAAUGGAGGACAUAUUAGACCUUCAGCUCCAGCGCAACCUUGAUUACUUAGACCAACAGGUGCCUCCUUUUCAUGAUGUCUACAGCAGAGAGUUACAUCCUACACUGAAGCUCAAUGAGAUUGAAACCAGUAAACUCCUGGGUCGACUGUGUGAGCAGAACCAAAUUUGGAAAGACCAUGAGGCUAUUGUCCACAGACUGCGAAUGGAAAAGGACGGCCUUGAGGAAGCACUGGUGGCAACUCAUCAGGAGAUGGAGCUGUACCAUAACCAACCUUUGGCCCUGGAAAAGCUGCGAUUCAAAAAAGAAACUCUGCAGAACCAGCUCAUCAACAUCAGAGGGGAGCUCUCCCAGGCCUCUAGUGCUUUAACCACUACUCGUAUGGAGUUUGAAGCACUAGAGGAUGAGGCCAACGCCAUCCAUGGAGAUCUAUGGGAGCAGCUUAAUGCAGGAGGGCAGAGUGAACUGGUUCAUAGGCACAUCCAGAAAGAGUUUUGGAGAGUCCAGGAUGUAUUAGAAGGACUGCACAAGAAUAACUCAUCCAGAGGCACUGACACAGCCAAGCACAGAGUGGCCAGUGGUGCAUCAGGCUCCUUUAGCACCAAUAGUCCAGCCAGUCCCCUGAGCUCAGUAAGCUUCACCAGCCCACUCAGCCCCUUCUCCCCAGUGCCCGGCUCCCAGGUCUCCCCCACCAAACAGCUGGGCCCGGAGUCCAGGUUUGCAGAACAGAACAAUAUCAAUGACGUGCAGGACCAGGUUCAGGAGAGACAAUCCACCAUGAAUAAAGUUGGCAUUGUCCCUCCUAGAACGAAGUCCCCCACCAACAAAUCACACAGCAGCUCUUCUGGAGUUUCCCGCCAUAAUGGCAGAGGGCCUAAUGGAAUUUCUCGGGAGCGUCCAAAGAGCGCUGUGUUUCCUGCAGAGCUGAAGUCAAAGAUGAGUGUGGAGGAGCAGAAUGAGCGAAUCCGACGCAACCAGAGCAGCUCUGUGAGGGACAAGAGGCGGAGUCUAAACCUCCCAGGUGGCCAACUUCCAGCCAACUAUAAAGUGAUUCGUAGGCGGCUGACAGCUCACGAGAUUGACAUUAAAGACUUGGAGGUAGCGGUUCGAGGCCAGGGGCAUGAGUCGCCUCGGGAAGAAAUCGCUCGACUGAGACGGUUAAAGGUUGAACCAGAACCCUACAACCUGGACAUCAGCAAAGAGUUGGUGACGCCUGAAAAGCUUCUGAUCCCAGAGCGCUACAUGGAUGUGGAGGAUAACACCCCUCUUAGCCCCGAGGAACAGAAGGAGAAACAGAAAAAACUGGAGCGGAUCAAGACCCUCAUUGCCAAAUCAAAUUUGCAGAACAUGGUUCCUCUCCUGGACGGCCCAGUGGACGGCGGAGCUCCAGUCAGUUCCCAGCAGCAGUUGCAGGAGCAGGAGAAGCGUAUAGAGAUCUCCUGUGCUCUUGCUGCUGAGGCCUCUCGUCGUAGCCGCCUUCUCUCCGCCCAGUGCGCCCCCAGUCCCCCCAUCUCCCCAACCAGCCUGGCCUCUCCCCCUUCCUCGACUGACUUCCCCAACUUGGCCCACAUCAUGAAGGCGUGAGUCGUACAAGCUCAAGCCCUGGCCGCUGUCAAUUUUGAUGGAGCAUCUUUCUGAGGAUUCACUGACUAAACAAUAAAGGUGGCCAGGGACAAAUGACUUCAGCAAAAGCACUGAAAGCUGUCAAAGGAAGUUCCAAGGAGGCAGGAACAAAAAUGAAAACCCAAAUUGAAGCUAUAAACCUUGUUAGCUUACCCCUCCAAACUUCAGUACCACUACUCACGACGGGCUCCUUUUCUGUGUGCAUCAAUGGCACAAAGGAAGGCUCCAUUUCUCUUACCAGCUUCAAGAUGGGAAUAUUUCCAUAGAAAUUUUGCUCAGGACAUCUUCUACAAAGUAGAGAUUGGUGAACUAUGUUGAUGAUGAUGAUGAGAUAUUUUAGACAUUGAGAGGCCACACUGAAGAAGAACAAGACAGAGAGCAAGAAAGAGUCACUGAGGUUGACAAAUCAACAAAAGACUCCCUACAGUAAAACCUACAGAGACUUUGUUUGUUAUCAUAAUCGUCAUAUAAACCUUCAGAGACCAAGUGGACACUUUGACAACGGAGUAAAAUAAGAUUGAAGCAUCUCAUCCUCUGUAAAAAGCAGAGGACUCUCCUUCUGAGCUCACUGUGAUGCCUGUUUCACCACCCCUUACACUACCCCCAUCCAAUCAGCCUUGUCUGCCAUCAAUAUCGAUUAUAUGGAACAAUUGGUUGAACACAAUGGAUUACGUUUUGCAUCAGUAUAUCACCCAUCUUUCACACCAAACACAGAGUUUGGUGAGAGGCCAAGUCGAAGAUGGAAGAGCAUUACAUAAACCAUGACCUAGUUUAAAAAGCUGAAUAUGGCGACACCUAGUCCUACUUCAGAUUCAGAGUAUGGAAUUUGUAAAACACAAUACUCAUUUUCUAACCUGGUAUCCUCACCCUCUCUAAUAUCUGCUGUCAUGCUUGAGGUUUUAGGUAGCUUGUAGACACAAAUAUUCUGCGUUGUCUCACUUUUUGAACAGCAGUCUGUGCAGAUCAUGUCAGACAUGCACAGCUGAGGAAAUGUAUGUCACACGGACCUUACCCAAAAGGUAUAAUUAAGGCGUUACUCUUGCAUACAUGCCUCUGCCUGCUGUCAAUGCUGCAGUGCCAUUGACCCAGGUCAGUAUAUUUCAUGGUAAAAAAAUGAAUUUAUUUGAAAUUUUGCCACAAAACCUGGAGGAAAAUCAAGGCACAGCUAGAACUCGCCCUGCCGCUCUUCACUGGAAAUAAUAAGCCUGAGACAGACACAUUUUCUGUGGCUGGACUUGCUGUCUGUAUGGUUCUGAUAAGUCUGAAGCUGUGAGACAGGAAGUGACGAGCUUCCCUCCAGUGUUGGGUCAAGCAUUGUUAUAAAGAGCAGAUCAUCAGCAGUGGACUAUGUACUAAUCUACACCAAGUGUAUUUCAACUUUUACAAUAGCUGAUUCAAAGAAACAGCAGGCAGUGACACAAUCCUCUGCCCUAUGUAAGGAACCAUUUAUCUGAGGCAACAACAUAGCCUAAAGAAGGGAUAGAAAUUGCUCACAGACGAGGUGAAUAUGAGUCCAGAAGCCUUGUCAAUUCAGUUUUCCUUCAACAUGUGGUCAUGGCAACUACACUAUUGUUAAAGUAAGGUAAGGUUAGGACUUUUUGUAACCUCUAUCACCUUUAGACAAAGAUGGUGGUCAUCUGGUGGUUAGACAAGGACAGAGCUUGCUUGAACUACAAGUAGGAAACAGGAUGUGUGUACCAUCACUGUACACUGCUCAUUAUAAACCUGAUAUUUCUCAACUGAACAACAGCUCGUCCACAAGAGAUGCAUAUGAGUGUUAUCAUCCUGCAUCUUGAAGGGGCACGUUCACCUCACCGUCAACCACUGUGUGCAGACUCCCCAGUGAUUGUCUGUAUAUAUAUAUAUGUUAAGUAUGUUGGAAAGAUAUGGUUCAGUGUAUGUGGAAAGUGACCUUAGAAGAGUUACUCUGCUACAAAAGCAGUUGUCUGUGUAAAGAGGAAUUAGCUAAUGAUGCAGUCAUUUGAGAGUCAUGUUACAUAUCCCAUCAUUUCAUCCAGUCAUGCAGUGCCAUAAGUCUGAGACGUCUGUGUUUUUUAUGUUGUGAUGAAUGGACAUAUUCAUGACAUGACUUACAAAGGAGUUUGAAUCUGGAGGAAAAGCAAUGAUUGAAGGUUAGAAACGUCUACACAUGUGGCUUUAAGUCAGACUUCUAAAUGGCCAACAUUAAAUAUUGAAAUAAAUGUAUUGUCCCACAAUUAUGAAGUAAAUAAUGCAUUUGUUUCAUGAGUUCAUUUUGAAAACACAGAAAUGGAUAAAAUAAACAAAUAUUGUUAAAUACCUGAGAGAUAUAUUAAAACACAACUUAUGAUUUGUUAUGUAUUCAUUCCUAUUUUCAUGCUAACAGCUUUAUUGCAUUACUUUCUGUAUAUGUAUGGUACAUUUUAUUUUAGUAACAUUUCUGUCACACAGAAAUGUCUAUCUUCAUAUGUUACAAAUAUGUAGUUUUGGCCAUGCCUCUUCAUUGCAACCUCCUCAAGAUUUGAACGUAGUGACCACACAAACACACCUCCCCUUUGUUAUGUUUAUGUUAUGUAUGGUUUUUUUGCCCUUACACUUUUCGAUGUUCAAAGGACCUGCCUUUGUAGGAAGGUAUUGUAUGACCAUAGUAAGUCAAAGACAAUACGGCACACGUUUUACGCUGAAGAGCGGUUAACUGCUCUCACUGCGCUAAAAACAAGUAUUUAAGAGAAUACUUCUAUUUUCUCUUUUUUUAAGUAUCUUUUUUAGAAAUGGUCCAUGUUUAAAAGAGGCAGUUAAUAUUUUUUCAUGAAUAUUCAAUGACAAGUUGACAGGUUAAAAUUUUAACUCAAUUACGUUUUAAAUUUUUCACAAAUAAAACGUUUUGUUUUUUUUGUAUUGCUCUUGAGGAUUGUUUAAAGAUAUUUUUGAAUUAAUUGGAAUCUGAUGUGUUAAGAAAUGACAGCCGAACAGUGGUGUCCAUUAUUUGAUACUAGAUGUAGCAUUUGUGUAAGAUGAAAAUAAAGAAUAUAUACAUUAUUCAAAUUGAUCAAUGUAUAUAAUAUUUUGGAUCUCAGUUACAGUAUAUCCUACAAUCACAUGUAACCAUUGCCAUUUUGGGGGAAAUAGACAAACUGCUUGAACUAUGCAAAUAAUAAAAAAAAUAGGCAUAUAACAAUGCUUGCUUUCAAUAAACCUUGCAAUAAAGUGAAUGUAUAAAAAUUAUGUGUUUCUCUAGAUGCUUAUGAAUUCAUCACAGUAUUUUGUUUGAUAGAACAUGCCUGGAAUGAUAAUCUAUUCACCGCUCUAAUUUUGUGUUGAUGACGUUCACUGCCAAAACACUACUGACGUAACUGUCCAGCCUGCUCGUUACCAAUAUACUCCCUGAUGAUAUUCUAUAGUCUUUGUUAUAUCAAACUGUAUGUCUGAAUGAAUAAAGUACAAAAUAA
Messenger RNA from Anoplopoma fimbria (sablefish), 6767 nucleotides. RefSeq names its product pleckstrin homology domain containing, family A member 6 (gene plekha6). The record is from RefSeq and is a predicted model, not a curated record. NCBI's taxonomy places the organism in Eukaryota, Metazoa, Chordata, Actinopteri, Perciformes, Anoplopomatidae.